UUAAUUUCUAUGCGUAAAAAAAUCAGAAGUGGCAUAGGUUCUGAAACGUAACGAAACAGGGCGCAGUCAGCUGUUUCCAUGCCAUUUGUACAGCUGAAUAAACACUUUAGUUUUAUUUAACUGGUGUAAUGCUGUACAAAUUUCAAGAGAAGUUUGCGAAAAUUUAUUCCAGAGUUAAAAAGCUAGUGACCGAGGACCGCUAUUUUUUGUGAAGGAAAGUGUACAAUUAACUAGAUUGUAGAUCUAUAAAAGUGAAAUCGAAGGCUGACCGCUCACCGACAAGUCAAAUCUGGACGAGUGUAGGCCUACGCAGACUGCACACAGAAACAUGGAAUUCAGUUGUCGACUCAAGUCUUGCGCGCACCCUCAUCCUCUCAGCUCAAAGUCAGCCCGUGUUGAAGUAAAGUCGGCCUUACCAAGAGGUGGUCUCAGGAAAGUAGAAGAUAAGUUAGCAGUUCGCUGGAAAAAGAAUGGAGAGGCUGUUUUUCACCCUGCCUGCUGGCAAAGACUUACUGAAGCAGCCUCUCAGCAGAAGAGGAAAAAGAGGGUUAAAAAAAAGACUGUGAAGAAAGACAAAGCCUUGGGCAUGAGUGGAGCUUCACCAACUACUAGAGACAACUUGGGAGCCCAUGUUAUAGAGUGUGAAAGGGUGAUGAUACAAGAAGCAAGCAAGACCGAGGAAAUAUUUGAUUCUGAAGAAGAUGUGAAAGAACAAGCGAAAAGAGUGGCACUUAUGAUAAAAUCAGCAAAGCAUUGUGUGUUCUUUACGGGUGCAGGGAUCUCGACAGCUGCGGGUUUGGGAGACUUUAGGGGCAAAGGAGGCAAAUGGACAGAGGAAGAUCGAGAGACUGUCACUAUUGAUGAUGUUGAGGAAGAAGACCUGGGACCACCUCCAGUGAAGAGAGCCAGAUCAGUUGGAAAGAAAAAUGCUUCAUCAAUGAGUAAGAACCAGUCUCAAGGGACAGCAGCGAGUGAGGACAAAAUAGAGAAAGAAAGAGAGGAAGAUGAUGACAAUGGCAAUGAGGAGCUAGAUUAUGAACACUUGAGACCAACGUUUACCCACGAAGCCAUUCGGAGGCUAGUAGACGAUGACCAUAUCAAGUACCUGAUCAGUCAAAAUUGUGAUGGUCUGCAUUGUUUGUCAGGAGUCCCUUCUUCAAGGAUAUCUGAACUUCAUGGCAAUGUCUUCAAUGAAAAGUGUGAGAAAUGUGGUGCUAUGUACAGUCGGCCAUAUUAUGUAUGUGACGAUAUAGGUGACAUGUACCUAGAGGAAGUGGCUGAUUUUGGAAAAUCUACGAUCAUUGCCCCCAAAUUUAUGAAAAAGUGUAGAAAGUGUGGACUAAGUCACCGAACAGGCCGGCAGUGUGAUGUUGGGGGCUGUGGAGGACAGCUGAUAGAUACCAUCAUCAAUUUCUGUGAUGACUUGGAGGCGGACAUUCUGGAUAAAGCCUUUGCAUCUGCCAAGUCCUGUGAUCUGCUGGUGUGCCUUGGAACAACUCUCACUGUUACACCUGCCUGCAACAUUGUUCACCACAUCAAGAAACCUCGCAGGAUUGUCAUCUGCAACAGACAAGUCACGGAGAAGGACGAGGAGAGUCUGAAACUGGGCCGAGAUGGAACCCCCCUUGGAGCACGUAUCCAUGGUGACUGCGACGUGUUCAUGACGUACGUGAUGAAGAACGUUAUGGGGGAAGAAGCCUACGAUGCCUUUGUGGCCAGCCUGCCAGAGAGGAAGGCACAGUAUGAUGAGCAAAGAAGUAAACCAUCUGUGAAGUGAGGCCGUGAGAUGAUAGCCGCGUGUGGAUUUUCAGUCGUGUUAUGUGCUGUGAUAAGGGGGGGAAAAAUUAGGCUCAAAGCGUAUUUGAGAAUGUGGCACAGUAUGGGUUAAAAUCUUCAUGGAGUAUUGGUAUUUUAGAGGUGGGGUCUCUUCAUUUCUGAUAAAGAUAAAGCAAGCGCGCACAGAGCUUGGAAACUCCUUUAUCCACUUUAAGCUCAAAAUGUGAUGCUACAGAUUUGAACUAAGUUCUCCUGCACUUUAGUCCAACAUGAUACUGACUUGACAGUGUGCCAGUGGAGGUGCAGAGGGAUGGAAAAGUCGAGCUGGAUCCGAGAGAUUAUUUGUAGUGCUAGCCUGUUGUUUGAGAUUUUGUUCAGAGCAAGUUUGCACAACAAUAGUCCCUUUUCAUCAAGUAUAGAGGAGUUUAUAGAUGACUCUGAAAAAAAAAAAGAUGUCACAAGAAGGAGCAUACCAAACCAGUGUGCCCACCGAGCCCGCACAGGAGAUCUCAUUGGUUGACCUGUGACCCGAGAGUAAAAGAAUCACUUUUGCUGUCUGGUAGUAUGUGAUACAGUAUGAAUGGUGCUUGUGGAAGGCAGAAAAUAUUAACAUUAAAUUAAAGUAAUACGUCCCUUGUGCCUCCCGUGAAUAUUGGUUCUUUUUUUUUAGUGGUCUUUUUGGUAUAAGUUCUAUUUUCAAUGUAUUAUGUGAACCUAUUUAUACAGUUCUCUGUUAAUUAUUUAUACAUAUUGUUGGAAAUUGUUUAGUCCGUCUACACAUUUUUCUGUGAUGUGCAAACAUUUCAAAGUUUUUUCAUGAAUAUUGUACGUCCACACCUGUUGGUGGGGGAAAGAAAUAAUCCUCAUGUAAUCUCAUCAUAUUUUUUUCCUGUACUUUUUAUACAUGUUUUGUGCAAUUUGUCAAAGUUACUGGCAUGCCUUAGUAUGUUGGUGCUGUUACUAAUAUAUGCAUGUGCCAGAAAGUGCCAGCCUCAAAAGCUCAAUUUUUUGGGGUCUUUUAAAAAAAGUCUGAUUAUCUUUAUUCAAUUCCUGAGUGUACAAAAAUAUUUAUUGUCACAGUAAGAUACACAGAGGUUUUUUUCCCAUUUCUAUGUUUUCCCCUGGUUUUUCUAUUUUUAUUCAUUUAUAACCUUUACAGCAAACACUUGAGGAAUAACUAUUAUGAUGAUAAUUUUAAAAAAAAUAAUAGUAACAGUAAGAAUAAGAAUAAGAUUGCUUAGAACUUUAUUGAAGCUUGUAGCUAGAGCUGAAGAACUUGAGCAAGGCUGAAGUUAAUAAUUGAAGGACUUUUAAACAAGUUCACGUUGUGAAAUGAUAGGACCAUAACCAUCAUACAUUUUGAUCAUUAUUUUGCCAAAAGUUUUCAUCAUAAGUUGUUUUCCUGGAGAGUAACUUCAGGGAGACAGACGACUGUAAGAAGAAAGAAUCUGUGUUAGUAAUUUUUGUUGUAGACGUUUAUUGCCUUCCAUUGUCAGGGACAUUGAUAAUAUUACAUUUGACAUUACAUAUAUAAAUAUAUAUUGUAUCGUCGAUGGGAUUCACAAACCGACAACAUGCAAAAAUUUCAAUUUUUAAAAAAUGUGCUUAAUCAAUAGUAGGCUAAAUAGCCUAAUACGUGUCCCCAAUAAAUAUUAGGUUUGAAAAAAAAACUAGAAAUAUGUUUUAAUUGAGACUUUCCAAAACGAACACCUGCAGCUGAUGAAAAAAUGGCAUCGCCAAACGGGCCAUGUACAUAGCCGCUUCGGUUUCAGCAGACCGUCUAGACACGUGUUGACACGUGUCAUCGAAAACGGGCUACAUGCUUCCCCGCCGCGCAUCACCCCAACCGUUCCGUACGUUAUUUUUUUCUUGAACUAGACAGAAUUUUAAACUGUUGUCAGUGUUCAUCAAGAUAAAUAAUAUUAGUCAACAAUGAAGUGACUUAUAAUAGAAAGCAUUUGUGUGAUUCGAUUUACUAGAUUAAAUUUGUCAACUAAUUUAUGCAUCUAGAUGAGACAUAAGAACACGAAAGACCUGUAUAGAGUUCCAGCCACAUUAUGGGCCCGCACUUUUACAACAAACUCUCUUCUUCUUCUCCUUCUCCUUCUCCUUCUCCUCCUCCUUCUUCUUUUUCUUUUUCUUCUUCUUCACCUACAUUAAUUGUUGUAUUGUAGCACACUCUAGUGUUAGCUGCAGCAGAGCAACUGUAAUAGCAUUAGUAGUAUCAUCAUCAUUAGCAGCAGCAGCAGCAGCAGUCUUGUACUAGCAGUUUGAAGCAACAGCAGCAGCAGAAGUAGUAAUACAAAACUAAUACUAUGAAUAUUACAGAAAAUAUUUUGACAACAAUAUGCACUUUAUUGCUACUAUUUCAUUGUUGACAUUCUGGAUGCUAUCCUUUUUGUUUUUGGAAGUAUCUUACGCUGUGACCAUGGGUUUGAACUAAUAUUAUUCAUUGGUCUCUUCACAAAAUUAAAUGUUUCAGUCGUGGCGUAUACUAUACUGUGGCAGACAUCAUUUUCUUUCAAUUCACUUAUCAUGCAUCAAUAAGUUAUCUAUUCAAAUAUCUGGUCUUGGUAUUAUGGUGCCAGGGCUAUAUUUAGUCAUCUAUGAUUCACGAUUGGUAAAGAAAGGAUCAAGAACAAGUCAUCGAAAGAAAAACAAACCUCCCGAAAUAUGAAAUGGCUAUUUAUGUCAGGUUUACAGAAUAGUUCGUCCUGGUUAAUGCUGUUUUUCUAUAAUUAAUGCUAGUCCUUUUCAAAUAUCCCUUUCUUGACAUUUUGGCAUGAGUCUGGCUGAGGAUACAUGAUGGAUCCCUUAUUUCGAGGAAGAUGCCUGGUAAAACUGAAUCUGGCAAAGACAUUGGAGAAGACCGUGGACAAUGGUAAGUGCGCUCCAACAAAUUAUCCACAGUUCACCUCUAUCAUGGAGCCAUAAACAGCUACAUGCGAAAUAAAACUAUCGGUUGUGGUAUUUAAGAAAAAUCAAGUACAUGUAGUAUUUGGUCCCAACACUUAUAACUUAACCUUUUGUAUAAAAAUAUGAAACAUUGUGCUACGCGUUUUAACAAUAAUCAGUUUUUUGUCCUUCCUGUAAAAUUUGCCUUUCUGCUUGUUGCCGGUUUGUGAAUCCCAUCGACGAUAUUAUAAAUAGUUAUAGCUCUUUUUCUACAUUUAUAAUUAUAUAAUGGUUUAGGGUUCAUUUUUGUCACUGGAUUGUUGCAUUUCUUUUCAAUAAUAUCCCAUUCAUCUUUUACAAAUAAUCAAAUAAUGUUCAAAUACAAGGGUGCAACCUGAGCAUUCGGAUUGAGAGCAGCAUGCUGCGUGAUGGAAAACUUAAAUGUGCAAUAUUGCUGACUGCAGGGUUUUCUUUUCCUUGGCUCGAAAGAAAAAUCCAGCUCUCCUGAAAAGAAAAGACAACGUCUGUGCCUGAAAGUAAAUGUUUCUUUGUUGUUUUUGUCCUCACUCUUUCCUUUUUCAGAUUGUGCACAUGGAUAUACCACUAUCACUGAAUAUGAUGUUCAUUGCAUUCCUUUUCAAUACAUUUUUCAAACUACUGGUAAAUGUACUAUUUUUGGUUGUUUCUUUCCUUUUUUUUAGAACUGUUGUGAAUGAAUUUUUGGGCUGUGUACAAAAUUUAGUCGAUUAUUUUUUAGAAUACAGUUCUGUUUCCUCCAAGCAGAAAAUAUGACGGACAAAUACUUCUUCAAUAAGUGUGGAUCUGUUGGGUUCACUUGAUUGAAAUUUUUGAAAAUGGUGAAAUGGAACCCCUAUCAACACUGUUGAGUGUUAGGUUAUUUAAGAGGCAGAACCUCUGAGUUAAACGUCCACCUUCAAAAAGACUGAGCCAAAUGGGAAUUCGCGUAAAGUGUCUUUCCCAAGGACACAACGUCGGUCCGAUCUGAGGCUUGAACCCCCGAACCUGCAAUCUCUCAAUUACGAGUCUUGUUGCCUGACUACAUGACUACCGAAGCCACUAUUGAAAAUUUAAUCAUCAGGAAUUCACCACAUGUAAAUAGUAUGACAGAAUGGAACAAAUUAACAAUGCAACACCAGUCCUUUUCACAUCAAGCUUUCUCUGACUGUGCCUCAGUGAAACAGAAAUAUUACUAAUUAGUUCGGGCAAGUCGCCGUAUUGUCAUUCAUUAUUCAACCUUCAAUUCCUCCAAUUGUCAUGUGAAAAAACCACAAUGGUGUCCAUUUGUUUCUCUUUAACCUUUACUGGAAUAAACAUAAAAAGCCGGGUAACUCGAAAACUGCAGACCAUAACAUGAGUUAUACAAAAACUGCAGGAAACAUGCCAUAAAAACUUACUUAUAUCAUACUCUCGUUUACAAAGAGUGUCUUUUCAAGUCUGGAGAUAGCUUCCUUUGUAUAACAAACUACAGCAACAAUAGGCUUGUACAUUAAUGCAUUAUUCUAAAACUUUAGGACACUUCAUAUCUUCUAUGUCACUCACACCCUUAUAAAGGAAGCCAACAGUGGUUGUGUGCCUUCUCUCAUUAAAAUAAUGUGCCUCUCUCUCGUUCUCUUAGAGAUUGCCAAUAUAUACCAUGCCUAUGUUUUUCAUUGGCAAUUGAAAUUUUGUGCAUCACCUCAUGCAUCAUCUUUGUCAAGUUGCACAUUCAUGUGUAACUAUAAAUAGUUUCAGUAACUUAAGAAUGAUAGGAAUGUGGAUCUAGCUUUAGCUCAUGAGUCUGAAAGCGAUGAUGACACUGUGCCCAUGACAGCUUAUAAUAUAAAUGGAAUUGCCACAGCCUGAAGUCAUAUAUGUACAUUACAGACUCAUUUUCCUUUAUACAAGUUAAAUAAAUUACCAUACUUCCCUAUUAAAAGUUGCAUAAAAAUAUAAGC
Molecule: messenger RNA, 6626 nt
Organism: Aplysia californica (California sea hare)
Lineage: Eukaryota; Metazoa; Mollusca; Gastropoda; Aplysiida; Aplysiidae
Product: NAD-dependent protein deacetylase SRT1
Exons: 7
Coding region: 329-1777 (482 amino acids)
Molecular function (GO): NAD+ binding
Source: RefSeq, a predicted model, not a curated record